Molecule: messenger RNA, 4801 nt
Organism: Hippopotamus amphibius kiboko
Lineage: Eukaryota; Metazoa; Chordata; Mammalia; Artiodactyla; Hippopotamidae
Gene: TNFRSF19
Product: TNF receptor superfamily member 19
Exons: 11
Coding region: 595-1905 (436 amino acids)
Biological process (GO): positive regulation of JNK cascade; positive regulation of canonical NF-kappaB signal transduction
Cellular component (GO): plasma membrane
Molecular function (GO): protein binding; signaling receptor activity
Source: RefSeq, a predicted model, not a curated record
AACGUCCACAGAUUUAGUAUAUUUUGUGUCUUUUUCCCCGAUUUAUAUUCCCAUCGCGAACAGAAAUCCUCUCUAGGGAGCUCUGUGCAUCUCUGAGAUCUCUCAUCACUGUCUUUUUUUCCCUCUCAUGUCUUUGCCUCCGUUCAGUGACUCUACAAUGUUGCCGAUUAGAUUCUUUGCUGACUUCUUGAAAGGCACACUGCCUGCGUUUACUCACAGGGAAACAACUAGCAAAGGGAGUUCCUGAGCUGGUGGAAGCCAGCCAAGUGCUUCUGGGGCUCCUGCUGGGGCCCAUCUGCCUCUGCUGUUCCCUAAGCACAGUGUGGCUUUUCUCUUCUGUCAUCCAUUAUUUCCCUUUCCGGGCAGUUUUGAACCACUGUUGUCUAUCCAUCCUCUUACAGAACGGGACCAGAUGUGUUCUUUCACGAGCCUAAUCUGAAGUCUGAGUCUAGAAUACAGGAUCUCGAACAAUCCUUCCAGCUCUGAAGACGCCAGCCCGCAGGUAGGCGAAGGUCUUCAAAGCAGCUACAGCCGUUUAGAGGGUGUCGGACGUCAUUGAGGGCUCUUCAACCAGAAAUACAUUUAGUAAGAGGGAUGGCUUUCAAAAUGCUGCUAGAACAACAGAAAGCAUUUUUCGCAGCUGUAGUUUUACUAGCCUGUUUGGCACGUAGGGUGAUUUGUGAAACAGGAGACUGUGGACAGCAGGAAUUCAGGGAUCGGUCAGGAAAGUGUGUUCUCUGCAAGCAGUGUGGGCCAGGCAUGGAAUCGUCCAAGGAGUGUGGCUUUGGCUACGGGGAGGACGCCCAGUGCGUGAGGUGCCGGCCGCAGAGGUUCAAGGAGGACUGGGGCUUUCAGAAGUGCAAGCCGUGCCUGGACUGUGCCCUGCUGAGCCGCUUCCAGAAGGCCAACUGCUCUGCUGCCCGCGACGCCGUCUGCGGGGACUGCCUGCCCGGGUUUUACAGGAAGACAAAGCUAGUUGGUUUUCAAGACAUGGAAUGUGUGCCUUGCGGAGACCCCCCGCCCCGCUACGAGCCGCACUGUACCAGCAAGGUCAACCUGGUGAGGAUCCCGUCCACAGCCUCCAGCCCGCGGGACACGGCCCUGGCUGCCGUGAUCUGCAGCGCCCUGGCCACCGUCCUGCUGGCCCUGCUCAUCCUCUGCGUCAUCUACUGUAAGCGGCAGUUUAUGGAGAAGAAACCCAGCUGGUCCCUGAGGGCACAGGACCUGCAGUGCAGCGGUUCUGAGCUGUCCUGUUUCGACAGACCCCGGCUCAGCGCCCCUGCGCGCCAUGCCUGUUGUCAGUGCCUCCGGGACUCGGCCCAGACCUGCGGGCCCGUCCACCUCAUCCCGUCCCGGUGCUGUGACGGGGCCUGUGGCAUCAGCCGGGAGACUCCUGGUUGUCGGGUGCAUUCCAAGGCCACUCAUCAGGACAGAGUACUUAGCAGCUCUUUCGAACGUGUGUCCAGAAACCCAGGUCCAUCAGGGGAAGUGACUCCGACUUUCUUCGGGUCCCUUCCGAGGUCCAUCUGUGGUGAGUUUUCAGACGCCUGGCCUCUGAUGCAAAACCCCAGUGGUGGCGACGACAUCUCUUCUUGCGACUCUUAUCUUGAGCUCCCCGGAGAAGACGUUCACUCUCUCCGUCUGGAGAGUGCAAGCUCGGCUUCCCCGGACUCGGAUGGUCGUGAGGAUCUGGUUGGUGGAGCAGUUCCAACUCAAGCUCAUCCUGAAAACUUUAAAGAAACUACUGAUUUAUCGAGACGCGAGGACUCACUGCCAGAACCAGCGCCCACUCAGGACGCGCUCAGCGCCGGAGACCGGCUGCAUCAGGAGAGAGGAGACGUCUGUCCCCCGACCCCUCGGCCGCCACCCCAGGAGGCCGAAAGGACUUGCUUCUUUCUGCAGUGAAGUCUCAUGUGGAGCCCAAAGGGCAGCCGCUCCUCUGCUUACGGACUCAGCACCGUCUGGACCUCGUGUGGCUUCUGGGGGAGGAAAGUAAAUCUGAACCAAACCGAUGGCGUUUUAAACCCUUCAACCAGUUGCUUCUGAGCCAGACCAGCUGUAAGCUGAAACCUCAAGGAAGAGAGACUCCAAGCCCUCGUGAGACUUUAAGCCCUCGUGAGACUUUGCAUCUUUCCUGCACAAGAAGCUUCUAUGCUUCAGGCAGACUUCAGAGCCCAAGGGCCCGAGUUUCCAGCCUCGGAGCUUGUGCUAUAAGGAGAAACAGAAAUGCAUUCAUGCUUCUUUUCAUGGUGGAUGUGGUUGGACAAGACUGAAAACCCAGAGCAUAAAUUUUCAUUUACAUUUUCUUUCCAGAAAUAAUUUCAUAUAUCCUACUAAAAGUCAAUGUCAGAUUACUUAUCUUAGUUUUUAGGUAAGAUGGGUUCAAAAGGGAGUGUUUCUAUUUACUGAAGGUCACUUUUUCCUCAUCUAAAUAAUUAGCAUAGGAGGUUAGAAUCGACUUCACGAGGCCUGCCUGAGUGUUGGGUUUAUAGAUGAUGUUAACUGUCCUAACUGGGACUCAGAAGAGACCAAAUCUUUGCAGAAUCGACACGUCUCGCCUCAGCCACUGUCCCGUGAACUCUGACUGAGUUAGUAAGAAGAAGGGCCUGGGUUGUCGUUGGAAAUGUCGUUGGAAAGGACUGCCCGUCCCUCUGAGUUAAAAGCUCCUCAACGCAAGCAUCCUAGAUCAGCAGACUUCUGUAAAAAUCCAUUGAUGGGGGGCGUUUGUUACUUCUGUCCCUGGGACUGAGUUUAAAAGAUCCAGAAUCUCUCUUUCAUGGAAAAUCGGUAUUUAUGACGAUCUUUUAUGUGCAUCGUAUUUUAUACUAAAGGCUUUAGAAAUGACGACAUGUCAGGUUUCCCUGCUACUGAAACGUGACGCCGGGUGAGCAGUCUUAGGGGACCGCUCUGCACAUGAGGACCAGAAGGAAGAGCACAGCUUGUAGGCAGCGUGUAGGGGAAGGUCUGUAACUGCCGUCGUGUCGUUCGGACAGGGUAUUAUAGGGCUGCCUCCAGUCUGGGCACAGUAAUUCCCACCUUAGGCCGGUGGCCUUGGAUUUAAGAGCCUGGAGCUUCUAUGACGGGAUUCUGCCAGCUACCAGCUUGGAACUUAUGUCCUAGAAUCAGCUCUAGAGUGAAUAACCCAGCUCAGGUGUGAGCCAGGGAUGGCUCCUUGGCUUUUCAUCUCUGCGCCCAGGAGAGGAACUGUUUGCGCAGGGUUGAUUUUCCCUGUUGGAAGGUUGGGGGUCAGCUCUGGCUCUUGUCUUUCAGGUGGCUAUGACUAGCUCUGCUCCGUUUGCACUUAACAAAGAAAUAGACUGAGAGAGUGCUCAGACACUUUGUUUCCCAGUCGCUCACCCAAAUCAGUGUCUUCCACUUGACAUUUAAAGCGAGUAUUAGAGGGGAUUCCCUGGUGGCCCAGCAGUUAGGAUUCGGUGCUUCACCAGCAAGGGCCUGGGUUCAGUCCCUGCUCAGGGAACUGAGAUCCCAUAAGCCAUGCAGCAUAGCCAAAAAAAAAAAAAGAGUUUACAGUGAGCGUUAGAAACCUGCCUUUGCUGGGACAUCCUUGUCUUCCCCCUUCCUGCCCAUGCUUCACCCUCUUGCGUUAGUCAGCUCUCACAGGGCCUCUCCCCCGUGCUGGAACUGUCGCUCCACCCGCAGCUCAGGCCCCCUGGGUUGGCUACGUUGUGCACGUGACCUCCGUUCCUUUGACUGAAGUGGGAAAUGAGAGCGUCUUGUGGUGAUAUUAGCACAGCCUUUCCUGUCUACCUGGUGCCCAGUCAUGUUGAUUGACUUUCUUUCUUCUCUAACUUUUUUAGCCUAAACCAGUGGUUCUUAAGCCCUGGCACUCACCAACUCUUCUGAGACUUGCCUUUAGGAAACGUAUGUAAAGUAUUUAGGAUCUGAUCAGAGAGGUCCAUGAAAAUGCAGGUUCCGCCGUAAGUGACGUGUGUGCUGUCGUCUGCAGUCUGAUCAUGUUUGUUGAGGGCAGUGGCGUGGUCAGAUGGGCCAGGGUGGUGCUUCUUUUUGUAACCUGAGUGUGGUUUCUAUAUGUACAGCCCUCUUUGACUUCGAAGGCGAACCCUUGCAGGAGAAAGCUGACAUCGGUGGGAAUGAGACCUUGGCCCCAAAUCCUGAAACAUCACUUUUGAUCAGUAGAGAAAUACGUAGGGUUAAUAAUUGAUUUCAUUUGAUGUUGCAUUUGAAAAAUCUUGGGUUAUUUUUAUCAAGAGGAAGACAUUUUACAACCAUGUAGUAUGGAAACAUACAAUGAUGUCAUGUUCUACACUCUGUAAAUGCUGGAGAGGACGAUCCAGUUGGCAUCUCCUGUCGUUGGCGUACCCUGCAGAACUCGGAUAAACUCCGCCACUAGGGAGCAACGCCGGGAAGUCGCCAUUAGCGGAUAACAGGGCUGGGGCGCGAAUCCCUGUGACUUCUGCUGCUGCGGAACUCAUCCGCAAGGAUGAGAGGAGGACUGGAGAACAGCCACAUAAAGGCCUGGGGUUUCCUAAUUUUGUGUAUGUGGAAUAUAUUUUUCAAGUAUAGAUUUUUCUACUUUAGAUAAACUGUUAAUGUUGCUGUGACCUAGGUUAAGCACUAUUGUCUGUGCUAGUAAAAAAAAAAUAGAAAAGGAAAAAAUCCAUCAUUGCUUUAAGGCAGUCAGCUUGCAUCAGUUUAGACCUCAUCAUGACUGUUUUGUAUACUGGAAUUUAUAAAUUUGUAAAUGUUGGUUUUCUUACACAACUAGUUUUGUAAGACCUUUUUUUUUAUAUUUGUGAAUAAACUUGUUACCUGGUAUUGU